CAGACAGUGCGUGUUGUUGUGAUUAGACCAGUGCAGAGUAGCACUUAUAUGGAGCGUAACACACAGCCGUCCUGCUCAGAGACAGAAGGCUGCCUCCCCCGCACAGGUUUGGGACAGCGCAUUUUAAGAUGUAGACAGAUUAAUGAUAAAGAGUUCCUCAAACAUGUGAAUGAAACAAAACACAACUCCAGGUCUGUUUUUGAGGAGGGAACAACAUAACAGCGUGACUUAAAGUUCACAAGAGUAUGUUUUGUGUAAUGUAGGACCUUUAAAUUGUAAAGACCAGGUUUCUUGACUUCAUUGUGAACAUAGCCAGAGUGGACUUUGCUCAUAGAUUAUAGACCUUAUGAAUACAGUGACAACUUUAUUCAUAGAAAAAGGUUUGGGGCGUGGGAACUACAGUGCUGGAUCUGAGAAAAAAAUCACCAGAAUGUGGACCCCCCUCUCCCUCACCUUGUGCGUCCUGUCUGCUGUGCUGCUUGGAUGCCCUGGUGGCGACAGCAGCAGGAUUCUGGUGGUCCCGGUAGAUGGCAGUCAUUGGCUCAACAUGGAGCUCAUCCUAAGACAGCUACACGCCAGAGGCCAUGAAAUUACCGUGCUCCACUCUGCAAAGAGCUGGUACAUCCCCCAAAACUCCACUAUGUACACCUCCAUCACCAUACGUAUGCUGGAGGACGAGGAUGACUUGGAUGUUUACAACAGAAUGAUUUUAGAUAUCAUGGAAUGUCGUAAGAAGUCACAGUUAAUUAGUUCCUUCUGUCACAAGUACGUUCUCACCAAACGGUUUUGGGAGGGUUACAAGAUUAUUGCCGAUUCCACCGCAUUUCUUUUGGAUGAUCCAGUCUUUAUGAAAAAGAUGUACGACGGUAAAUUUGACCUGAUGUUAACAGACCCUUGUUUGCCCCAUGGUGCAAUCCUCGGAAGCUACCUCAAGUUACCGAUGGUUUUCAAUGUUCGCUGGAUAAACACUGGUGAGACCCAUUUCACGAUGGCACCUUCACCUUCUUCUUACGUUCCGUUGACAGGAACGGAACUUACAGACAAGAUGGACUUCAUGGACAGAGUGAAAAAUGUCUUAUUCCAGAUAUUCACCGAAAUAGAGAUGCAGUUUCUCGUCUACCCGGCGUAUUCCGAUCUCAUGGCGCGACACUUCCCUCCUGGUUCUGACUUGUUGUCUUUACUGCUCUCUGCGGACAUCUGGUUGGUGAGAGCGGAUUUUGUCUUUGAGUUCCCACGUCCGACUAUGCCCAACGUGGUCUACAUCGGUGGGUUCCAGUGCCAAGAACCCUCUCCCCUCCCGGAUGAGUUGGAAAAGUUUGUUGAAAGUUCCGGCGAACAUGGAGUCAUUAUAAUGUCCAUAGGAACUUUCUUGUCAGCCUUACCUCGAAAAACAACCGAGGCCAUCGCAGCGGCAUUUGCGGAACUCCCACAAAAAGUCAUAUGGAGGUACAGUGGACAACCACUAACCUCUUUGGGUAACAACACUUUACUGGUGAAAUGGUUACCUCAAAACGAUCUCCUCGGACACCCCAAAACUCGUGUGUUCGUAACCCAUGGAGGCACCAAUGGUAUGUACGAAGCCAUCUACCACGGCGUUCCUGUAGUAGGUUUGCCGUUGCUCUUUGACCAGUUUGAUAACGUGGUCCGGAUGCAGGCGCGUGGGGCUGCCAGGAUAGUGGAGGCAAACUCCAUCACCAAGGAGUCCUUCCUGGAAGCGGUUAAGGACGUUGUAGAGAAUCCGUCGUACCGUGAAAAUAUUCAGCGUCUUUCAAAAUUGCAUCAUGACAAGCCAAUGACUCCAAUGGACACAGCCUUGUUUUGGAUUGAGUACGUGAUUAGAAAUAAAGGCGUGCCCCAUCUUCAGGCGGUGGGCUACAGCUUGCCGUGGUAUUCCUACUUUUGUUUAGACGUAGCUGCGUUUUUGUUAGCCAUCGUAGUUGCCGUGGUUUGGUUUUCUAUGUUUUGUUGUAGAUUACUCUGCUGCAGGAGAUCCAAGAGGAAGUUAAAAGGAGAAUGAACAAAACUAGAAUUGGUAUUCUAUGCUGUGAUAUACUUUCAAGUUUCCAAAUAAAGAUUCUUUUUGACAGA
Boleophthalmus pectinirostris (great blue-spotted mudskipper) is the source of this 2088-nucleotide messenger RNA. Its product is annotated as UDP-glucuronosyltransferase 1-2-like. Bases 347 to 2017 code for a protein of 556 amino acids. The transcript is spliced from 2 exons. The record is from RefSeq and is a predicted model, not a curated record. Gene Ontology annotation, molecular function: UDP-glycosyltransferase activity. Lineage: Eukaryota; Metazoa; Chordata; Actinopteri; Gobiiformes; Gobiidae.